Molecule: messenger RNA, 381 nt
Organism: Aegilops tauschii subsp. strangulata
Lineage: Eukaryota; Viridiplantae; Streptophyta; Magnoliopsida; Poales; Poaceae
Source: RefSeq, a predicted model, not a curated record
AUGGCGCCCGCCCCCACCUCGACCCGAGCUAGAUCGGGAUCGACCCCGCUGUGCCCCGACGACCGCGCCCCGCCGCCUGGUGCUGCUCGACGCCAUCUUCCACGUGGCCUCACCGCCCGACCCCGCCGCCGCGUGGAGCCCUCCUCGCCGGACCGCCCCUACACCCCCUCGAGCUCGCACGCGACACCCCUCGUGAGCCCCGUCUGCCCUCCUCUCUCCCCGUCGCCGGAUCCGGCCCGCGCCCACGCUCAUGACGCCCCAGCCUCCCCGUCGCAUUCCCACCUUCGCCCGCGCACCGGCUACGCCCCGUGCGUGCGCCCGCGCCCGCCGCAAUGCUGCCUGCUGCAGCCGUUGCUCCUUUGCUAUUGCUGCCGCUGCUAG